Molecule: messenger RNA, 2283 nt
Organism: Oldenlandia corymbosa var. corymbosa
Lineage: Eukaryota; Viridiplantae; Streptophyta; Magnoliopsida; Gentianales; Rubiaceae
Source: the annotation of a GenBank genome assembly
AUGCCGGACGAUUCCUUUGUGAUUGAUCAUAAGUUAUUGUACAAUGAUUUGGUUGGACUGAUUUGUGAAAGAGUGGGGUGGAAUAUAAAAAAUGUGAAUUUGAGUCUAUCGAUUUUGUAUGAUACGAUGCGCAAUGGUUUUAGGCGUAUCGCCAAAAUCAAGGACGACGCAUCGUUGCAAGUGUUGUAUUUCCUCCCAAGUUCGACAUAUAUUGAUUUGUAUGUAGAUUUGGAGGUGGCGGGUACUUCUAGGUCCCAUUUGGAAGUAGGGACAAGUAGUGGUAGGCCGAAUGUGGAGAAUGUCGAUUAUAUGGAAGAUGAUGAUGUGGGUGGACCGUUAUGGAGGAUGGCGAUCACAUGGAAUAUAAUCACGGUGAAGAUGAUGAGGCAUAAGGUUGAGUUGGACCCAGAUUAUGAAGUGAAGCUCGUUCAGGAAGAAGUGAAAGACUGUAUGCAUGUUGAUAUUCCUUACCACAGGGCAUGGGAGGGAAGGAGAAAAGCUAUCGAUCUUGUUUACGGCGACUGGAUUUCCAAUUUUGACAUACUUCCAAGUAACUUGGUGGCGCAGUUUCGAAGUAAAAAGAUCAAAAGGUUGUGUUGGGAGAUGGGCACGAAACUUUCUAAGUCUAAAUUCAAAGAACUAAGGAAUGAGCUACGUGAUUUUAGCAAUGAUGCUUAUUUGUAUCUCGAGGAGAUUGAUGCUUGUCAGACAACGAACAUUUCUGAGAGCUACAACAACGUCCUCAAGGGCGUUCGUUUCUUGCCGAUCCGAGCUUUGGUGGAAGCCACUUUUAUUAAGACUGUGGAUUUGUUCCAGGAAGAAUACGUGAAGUCGAGGAAAUGUAUUACUCCGGUCCCAACUGACUUGUGGGAAGACUUCAAGAAAAAAGAAAAGAAAGCCGCGCAACACAAAGUCAACCGUUAUGGUGCUAUUAAUGGCAAAUUCAAGGUGAAAAGUAGAGCCCGACUUGGUGGUAAAGGGGACAACACGUACACUGUGAAAUAUGAAGAGAAGAAGUUUUCUUGCAAGAAGUGGCAAGAGUAUAGGUUCCCUUGUACACAUGCACUAGCUGUGUGUUGGAAGAUGAAAGAUCAACCAAUCAAUACGGUGAAUCCAUAUUUCAGGGUUGUUGCUUGGCAAGACCAAUUCAGUGGGCGCGAUGACUUUUCCCCGGUCCCUGAUAUGAGAAGAUGGCCUAAGUUAUGGGUUUGGGAGCGUAUCCCAAGACUUCAACCAAAGAGGAAGGUUAAAGAUGAGAGUUACUUGGUGCCGGAUGCACCAUUAGGCAAUAGGUGGAAAUGCCCAAAAUCCAAAGCGAACAUCGCCACUCAUUGUGUUGCUGGCAUCAGGGAUCAGUUAUCUAGCCUAAGGGAUGGGGAUUUUCUAUGGACUCCAUACACUCCCUUCAUCGACGAUCUCCCUGAUUUCUGUAAAGAGGGGGUUAAUUUCUACCUCUGUAGGACGUGGAUCUUUUGUUGGGCCAUCAGAGAACCAUACGAUCCCAAUUGGGUCCUUCAUCAAUUUCAAUGCGUCCAAACUGUGCCGGAGUACCCGUUAAUCAAUGACAUUGAUUGCUGGAAUGCGAUACACCACGGAUGCCUUGGGACUGGAAAGGCAUAUGAUGAUUGGGUGCAAAAACACACUGAGGUACGACCUCAUUGGAAUGUGAGAGAUCAGCACGUGGUCCCUCAUGAAUUGGGUGAUCCAGAACUAGGUCCUCAAUGCACAUCGGACUACAUGCCGUGGUUUCAAAAGAAGACUAUCAGAUUUAUGACUGAUCCCACUCAAUGCGGCCCUCUGGCACAGGGUUAUCACUCGUCUUCAUCUCUGGAGAGAUUUUAUUCUUCAAAUCUCAGCGACAUAUAUCAUCUCGCUGAUGCAGCCUUACGGGAAAAUCCAAGCCUCGGUGGUAGUCUAGAGGAUAAACUCUUCCAAAUCUUCGACAAGAGUUUCAGUGCCCUGAAUUUGGGCCCACGUGAUAUGAGCACUCAGUCCGAUACUCAAGUUCUUCAGAAAAGACCCCCUGAGUCAAGUCAAAAUGUGGUAGUCACGCAGAAAACAAUAUCGAAGCCUACUGGAGGAGGAAGGAGGAAGCGACCGGGAAUUUCAGAUCGAACAAUCAUAGUUCAUCCCAAUCCAACUUCGAUGCAAGAAGAUGAUGAAAAUGAUGAAGGCAAUGAAAGCGAUGAGGAUUACUACAUUAGGGGCGAAGAAGAAGAAGAAGAAGAAGAAGAAGAAGAAGAAGAGUCCUCUCCACCUCGUGUUUCUUCCCAAAAGAAAUAG